This is a messenger RNA of Nematolebias whitei (Rio pearlfish), 1893 nucleotides long. Its product is annotated as SWI/SNF-related matrix-associated actin-dependent regulator of chromatin subfamily E member 1. Gene Ontology annotation, molecular function: nucleosomal DNA binding; nuclear receptor binding. NCBI's taxonomy places the organism in Eukaryota, Metazoa, Chordata, Actinopteri, Cyprinodontiformes, Rivulidae. The transcript is spliced from 11 exons. Gene Ontology annotation, biological process: negative regulation of DNA-templated transcription. The coding region runs from base 123 to 1526 and encodes 467 amino acids. The record is from RefSeq and is a predicted model, not a curated record. Gene Ontology annotation, cellular component: SWI/SNF complex.
AGACGAAAAAAAAAAGUACUUCCGGUCCAAAUGUGAAAGGCGGAACAAGCGGUUUUUCAAAAGGAAUAAUUUGUACUUCAUCAACGUGGAAGUAGCUUGAUCUACGUGACUGUCCAGCAGCAAUGUCAAAACGCCCGUCCUACGCUCCUCCACCUCCCCCCGCCCCGACAACACAAAUGCCUUCCACCCCAGGGUUUGUGGGCUACAACCCUUACAGCCAUCUGGCCUACAACAACCUCCGACUGGGAGGGAGCUCCGGAGGCUCCAGCAGGAACUCUUCAGGCAUCACCGUCCCAAAGCCUCCCAAACCUCCAGACAAGCCGCUGAUGCCAUACAUGCGGUACAGCCGGAAGGUAAGCAGGAAGGUUUGGGACCAAGUGAAGGCAUCCAAUCCAGACCUGAAGCUGUGGGAGAUCGGUAAGAUUAUUGGAGGCAUGUGGAGGGACCUGACUGAUGAAGAGAAGCAGGACUACCUCAACGAGUACGAAGCAGAGAAGAUAGAGUACAAUGAUUCUUUGAAGGCAUACCAUAACUCACCUGCCUACCUGGCCUAUGUGAACGCCAAGAAUCGAGCUGAAGCAGCGAUGGAGGAGGAGAGCAGGCAGAGGCAGAGUCGUAUGGAUAAAGGAGAGCCUUACAUGAGCAUUCAGCCUGCUGAAGACCCUGAUGACUACGAUGAUGGGUUUUCAGUAAAGCACACAGCAGCUGCUCGCUUCCAGAGGAACCACAGACUCAUCAGUGACAUACUCAGCGAGUUUGUUGUUCCUGACGUCCGCUCUGUGGUUACGACGGCUCGUAUGCAAGUCCUCAAGAGACAGGUCCAGUCUCUCAUGGUGCACCAGAGGAAACUGGAGGCGGAACUUCUACAAAUUGAGGAUCGUCAUCAAGAAAAGAAAAGACGCUUCCUGGAGACUACCGACUCGUUCAACACUGAACUGAAACGGUUGUGCAGUCAGAAGGUAGAGGUGGACAUGGAGAAGCUAGCAGCAGAGAUGGCGGCAGCUGAGGAGGCGGCACGGCGGCGGGUGGAGGAGAGGGAGCGUGAAGUGGCCGAGCAGGCGGAGAAGGCUGCACAACAGCACGACGCUGCUGGAAACAAAGCUGCGCAGCAGAGUAAUGGUGCUGAUGGCGUCACUUCCAACACCACUUCAGGGACCAAAGAGGAGGACACGUCUGCACCAGUGGAAAUGGAUGAAGCAGCACCUGCAGAUACCGCCUCUGACCACCAGUCUGCGCCACCUCCCCUUAGCGAUUCCUCCUCUUCUACCUCUGAUAAGGCUGCUCUUCCUCCUGAGCCUCCUAGUGAGAGCAACACCCCCCUCAGCAGCACCUUCAGUGACGACAACAGCAGCACAGUCCCCCUGGCAGACAGCAGCCAAGGAGCAGAAGCAGCGUCGGACUCCUCAGUGGGGCAGGAAGCAGUUACUCCUGUGGGCACGGCAGUGCCCCCAGCCUCAGAAGAAACAGUCCCCACCCCGCCACCAUCACUCCUCACCAACCAGGGCAGCCAGCAGUAUGACAUGUGAAGGUGGUGUCAGACGUUGUCCCUGUCAGUCAUGGAACCUGGACACCAGCCUGGCUGUGCUCAUGGUUCCUCAGUUAUAAAGCUCAAGUAAAUAUGGAGAACGUGUUGUGUACAGUUUGUUCUGAGGACGUAAAUUAGCUCUGAUCACGUAGACCACUUCUGAUAAGAAGGCUUUAUUUCUGUUUCUGUUUAAAGAUCUCCCCCCGGUCUUCAUGUUCUGCUUUGUUUUUAGAUAUCUAAUAGAUCCUUCUAGAGUAAAAUGUUUUCUGCAAGAUUGUAUCUGACACAAACUGACGAGCAGUGAUGUUUUUUUGUGUCUGUAGUUGAUUAAAACAAACCUACGGUUUAAUGGCUCAUCAGUAUUGUGC